CGGGUCGGAAGGAGCCGGGCCGCGCACCGGGUGGCGAGGGCGCCCGGCACCCCGAGCGCGGCGCCCUUGAGCUGCUUGGCGGCGCAGGUUUGCCAGGCGACUUGUCCGCCCGCCAAGAGAAGGAAGCGCUGUCCUUUCCCGCUCACCCCGGCUUCCCCACCCCUUGUACUCUAAACCCUGCAGCGGGCCGGGCGAGCGGCGCGGCCACGGAGGCGCCGAGGAGGGGCGAGCCUCCGCCGGGCAGCGGCGUGCCCCCGGGGGAGCGGCCGCCGGACAGGAGGCGGCGGCGCGGCGGCGAAGGCGCGGCGCGCGAUGGCAGCUGCUUAGCCCGGCGGGCGCGGAGCAGCCCCGAGCUGUGGCUGGCCAGACGGUGCGGCUGGGCGGGGGACGCCGCCGCCGCUGCAGCCCGGCCGGGAGAAAUGAGCACGGAGGCUGGCGAGGGCAUCACUUUCUCCGUGCCACCCUUGGCCUCCUCGGGCGUCUGCACCUUCCCCGAGGGCACAAGCUGCAGGAGGGGAGGAGUGGCCGCGGUGGCCGAGGGCGAGGAGAACCAGUUACCACCGCCGCCACCGGGCAGCUUCUGGAACGUGGAGAGCGCCGCCGCCCCUGGCACCGGGUGUCCCUCUGCCACCUGCGGGAGCAGCGCCGCCCGGUGCCGGGGCAACUCUGCUGGCGGGGGCGGCCGACGGACCACGGUGGCCUAUGUGAUCAACGAAGCGAGCCAAGGGCAGCUGGUGGUGGCCGAGAGUGAGGCCCUGCAGAGCCUGCGGGAGGCGUGCGAGGCGGUGGGCGCCACCCUGGAGACGCUGCAUUUCGGUAAACUGGACUUUGGGGAAACCACGGUGCUGGACCGUUUUUACAAUGCAGAUAUUGCUGUGGUGGAGAUGAGUGAUGCCUUCCGGCAGCCAUCCUUGUUUUACCACCUGGGGGUGAGAGAGAGUUUCAGCAUGGCCAACAACAUCAUCCUCUACUGUGAUACUAACUCGGACUCUCUGCAGUCACUGAAGGAAAUCAUUUGCCAGAAGAAUAAUAUGUGCACUGGGAACUACACCUUUGUUCCUUACAUGAUAACGCCACAUAACAAGGUCUAUUGCUGUGACAGCAGCUUCAUGAAGGGAUUGACAGAGCUCAUGCAACCAAAUUUUGAGCUGCUUCUUGGACCCAUCUGCUUACCUCUGGUGGAUCGUUUCAUUCAACUUCUGAAGGUGGCACAAGCAAGUUCCAGCCAGUAUUUCCGGGAGUCUAUACUCAACGAUAUCAGGAAAGCUCGUAAUUUAUACACUGGUAAAGAAUUGGCAGCUGAAUUGGCAAGAAUUCGGCAGCGAGUAGAUAAUAUUGAAGUCUUGACAGCAGAUAUUGUCAUAAAUCUGUUACUUUCCUACAGAGAUAUCCAGGACUAUGAUUCUAUCGUGAAGCUGGUGGAGACUUUAGAAAAGCUGCCAACCUUUGACUUGGCCUCCCGUCACCAUGUGAAGUUUCAUUAUGCAUUUGCACUGAGCAGGAGAAAUCUCCCUGGAGACAGAGCAAAAGCUCUUGAUAUUAUGAUCCCCAUGGUACAAAGUGAAGGGCAAGUUGCUUCAGAUCUAUAUUGCCUAGUAGGUCGAAUCUACAAAGAUAUGUUUUUGGACUCUAAUUUUACAGACACUGAAAGUAGAGAUCAUGGAGCUUCUUGGUUCAAAAAGUCAUUUGAAUCUGAGCCAACACUACAAUCAGGAAUUAAUUAUGCGGUCCUCCUCCUGGCAGCUGGGCACCAGUUUGAAUCUUCCUUUGAACUCCGGAAAGUUGGGGUGAAGCUAAGUAGCCUUCUUGGUAAAAAGGGAAAUUUGGAAAAACUCCAGAGCUACUGGGAAGUUGGAUUUUUUCUGGGGGCCAGUGUCCUGGCCAAUGACCAUAUGAGAGUCAUUCAAGCAUCUGAAAAGCUUUUCAAACUGAAGACACCGGCAUGGUUCCUCAAGUCUAUGGUAGAGACCAUUUUGAUAUAUAAGCAUUUUGUGAAACUGACUACAGAACAGCCUGUGGCCAAGCAGGAACUGGUGGACUUUUGGAUGGAUUUUCUGGUUGAGGCCACUAAGACAGAUGUUACUGUAGUUAGAUUUCCAGUAUUAAUAUUAGAACCAACCAAAAUCUAUCAACCUUCUUAUUUAUCUAUCAACAAUGAAGUCGAGGAAAAAACAAUAUCUAUCUGGCACGUGCUUCCUGAUGACAAGAAAGGUAUACAUGAGUGGAAUUUUAGUGCUUCUUCUGUCAGGGGAGUGAGUAUUUCUAAGUUUGAAGAACGAUGCUGUUUUCUUUAUGUACUUCACAAUUCUGAUGAUUUCCAAAUCUAUUUCUGUACAGAACUUCAUUGUAAAAAGUUUUUUGAAAUGGUGAACACCAUUACCGAAGAGAAGGGGAGAAGCACGGAGGAGGGAGAGUGUGAAGGGGACUCCCUGGAGUAUGACUAUGAAUAUGAUGAGAAUGGUGACAGAGUCGUUUUAGGAAAAGGCACGUACGGGAUAGUCUACGCAGGUCGAGAUUUGAGCAACCAAGUAAGAAUUGCUAUUAAGGAAAUCCCAGAGCGAGACAGCAGAUACUCUCAGCCCCUACAUGAAGAAAUAGCAUUGCAUAAGCACCUGAAACACAAAAAUAUUGUCCAGUAUCUGGGCUCUUUCAGUGAGAACGGUUUCAUUAAAAUCUUUAUGGAGCAAGUCCCGGGAGGAAGUCUUUCUGCUCUCCUUCGUUCCAAAUGGGGUCCAUUAAAAGAUAAUGAACAAACAAUUGGCUUUUAUACAAAGCAAAUACUGGAAGGAUUGAAAUACCUCCAUGACAAUCAGAUAGUUCACCGGGACAUAAAGGGUGACAAUGUGUUGAUUAAUACCUACAGUGGUGUUCUCAAGAUCUCUGAUUUCGGGACAUCAAAGAGGCUUGCUGGCAUAAAUCCAUGUACUGAAACUUUUACUGGUACCCUUCAGUAUAUGGCACCAGAAAUAAUAGAUAAAGGACCAAGGGGCUACGGAAAAGCAGCAGACAUUUGGUCUUUGGGCUGCACCAUCAUUGAAAUGGCCACAGGAAAACCACCAUUUUAUGAACUAGGAGAACCACAAGCAGCUAUGUUCAAGGUGGGAAUGUUUAAAGUCCACCCUGAAAUCCCAGAGUCCAUGUCUGCAGAGGCCAAGGCAUUUAUACUGAAAUGUUUUGAGCCAGACCCUGACAAGAGAGCCGGAGCUAAUGACUUGCUUGUUGAUGAAUUCUUAAAAGUUUCAAGCAAGAAGAAAAAGACACAGUCUAAGCUUUCAGCUCUCUCAGCUGGAUCAAAUGCGGAAUACCUGAGGAGUAUCUCCUUGCCGGUGCCUGUCCUGGUGGAGGACACCAGCAGCAGCAGCGAGUAUGGCUCAGUGUCACCUGACACCGAAUUAAAGGUGGACCCCUUCUCCUUCAAAACGCGAGCCAAAUCCUGUGGAGAAAAAGACGUGAAAGGGAUACGGACACUCUUUUUGGGCAUUCCAGAUGAAAAUUUUGAAGAUCACAGUGCUCCGCCUUCCCCAGAAGAAAAAGAUUCCGGAUUCUUUAUGCUGAGGAAGGACAGUGAGAGACGAGCCACUCUCCACAGGAUCCUGACAGAGGACCAAGACAAAGUUGUGAGAAACCUAAUGGAAUCUUUAGCUCAGGGGGCUGAAGAACCAAAACUAAAAUGGGAACACAUCACAACCCUCAUUGCAAGCCUCAGAGAAUUUGUGAGAUCCACUGACCGAAAAAUCAUAGCCACCACAUUGUCAAAGCUGAAAUUAGAGCUAGACUUUGACAGCCACGGUAUUAGCCAAGUCCAGGUGGUACUUUUUGGUUUUCAAGAUGCUGUCAAUAAAGUUCUUCGGAAUCAUAACAUCAAGCCACAUUGGAUGUUUGCCUUAGACAGUAUCAUCCGAAAGGCGGUACAGACAGCCAUUACCAUCCUGGUUCCAGAACUGAGGCCACAUUUUAGCCUUGCAUCCGAGAGUGAUACUGCUGAUCAAGAAGACUUGGAUGUAGAAGAUGACCAUGAGGAACAGCCUUCAAAUCAAACUGUUCGAAGACCUCAGGCCGUCAUUGAAGACGCUGUGGCUACCUCUGGGGUGAGCACACUCAGUUCUACUGUAUCCCAUGAUUCCCAGAGUGCUCACCGAUCACUAAAUGUACAGCUUGGAAGGAUGAAAAUAGAAACUAAUCGAUUACUGGAAGAAUUGGUUCGAAAAGAGAAAGAAUUACAAGUACUUCUUCAUCGAGCUAUUGAAGAAAAAGAACAGGAAAUUAAACACCUGAAGCUUAAGUCCCAACCGAUAGAUAUUCCUGGGUUGCCUGCACGUCACCUGACUUCUCCUGGCACAAAUACUGAAGAUUCUGAACUUACUGACUGGCUGAGAGAAAAUGGAGCUGAUGAAGACACUAUAAGUCGGUUUUUGGCUGAGGAUUAUACACUAGUGGAUGUUCUCUACUAUGUUACACGUGAUGAUUUAAAAUGCCUGAGACUAAGAGGAGGGAUGCUGUGCACACUGUGGAAGGCCAUCGUUGACUUUAGAGAUAAACAGACUUGACAACCAUUCGAUUUAAUCUUCAACGGAGAUUCUAAAAAUGAAUGCAGAACUGAUCUUGGGGGAGGGAGAAUCGAAGAGAGAGGAGAAAGAAGCUGCACUUUAAAUCCAGUAUUUGUUUACUCCUGUUUAAAAAAUAGACAAAACACACUGAAAUUUCCUUACUGUUUCUAUUUCUAUAAUUCUUAAGGACUCUUCAUAAGGACUCUCAAAAUAAUCCUAAACAGUAGAAUCCUAAUGUUUAGGGUUAUUUUAGUCUAAACAUUUUUAUGGAAAUAUUUUUAACUCAGCAGCUAUUGCACUUCAGCCAAAUGUUGAUUUCACACGAAACGGAUGUAACAUUUCAUGUGAUUGUGCACCACUGGAACAAAAAAACCAAAAUGUGACCAUAUCUUUUUAGGCUUACGUAUGUUUGUAAUAUGCCCUAAUCAUCUGAGUAGAAAUGCAUAAUUUCAGUUAUUGUAUAAAGUUUAUGUUUUUUUAAAUGUGCAGAAUCGGAGAGCAAUGGUUUUUACUUAUCUGUAUUAAUUGUAAUAUUGACUAUAUUUUGUAACUUAAGUUUCUGGCCCACAGUACAUUUGUUUGAGUUGUUGAUGUACUACUGAACUGUACCAGUUGCACCUGCCUGAAUCAUAGUAAUGUUAGCUUGUUCUAAAGCUAUCCAUUGUGUAAAAUUUACUCUAAAAAGUAAAAAGACUCUCAACGUGCUGUUUUGAUAAAUUCUAAAGAAUACUUAUUUUGUGUUGACAAAUUAAACUACUAAAAUUUCUAGUCAUUUCUUCAGCUAUAACAUUAAGUAGAUUCUUUUAUUCAAGCAGUCGAAAAAUAACUGAUAACCAAGUUGUUCCUAAGGGCAACUGAGGAGUAAGAAAGAGGGUGAAGAAAGAGAAUAAAGGAAAAUCAGUGUAUUUUUCUCAAGGCCCCAAGAUGUCUUGAAUGACUAUUGUGUAUCUUACAGGGUCUGUGAAGAGCAUCUUAAUGGAGAACACUGCGUUUUCUAUGUCCUUGAUUCUGGUUCUCAUAUUUGGUGGAAAUAUUUUUAUUUUAAGCUGAGUAUGAUAUUUUUAUGAGCCAUAUUAAUAGGAUGAAGUCUAAAGCUCCUAGAU
Molecule: messenger RNA, 5650 nt
Organism: Cynocephalus volans (Philippine flying lemur)
Lineage: Eukaryota; Metazoa; Chordata; Mammalia; Dermoptera; Cynocephalidae
Gene: MAP3K5
Product: mitogen-activated protein kinase kinase kinase 5
Exons: 30
Coding region: 420-4547 (1375 amino acids)
Biological process (GO): cellular response to stress; intrinsic apoptotic signaling pathway in response to oxidative stress; MAPK cascade
Molecular function (GO): MAP kinase kinase kinase activity; ATP binding
Source: RefSeq, a predicted model, not a curated record